CGUGUCUGUUCUGUUUUCCUGUCGCACUCUACAGGAAGCUGCUCGGUUAGUGACAUGGCUGCCGCAGCAGAUACAAAGGGGGAAUUACAGAAGGAAUUGGUUUGUGCCAUUUGUUUGGAUUACUUUGAUGAUCCGGUCAUUUUAAAAUGCGGUCACAACUUCUGCCGCAUGUGCAUUUUAAUGCACUGGGAGGAAAACGGAGGAGACGGCUAUCAGUGUCCAGAGUGCCGGAUGGUGUUUGGCAAAAUGAGCUUCACAAAGAACUAUCUGGUGAAGAACCUGGUGGAUAAACUGAGUGAGUUUGAGUGUCUGAAGACGUGCAGACCUCCUGCACCGGCCAAACCGGGCAAAACAGAUGGUAAAUGUGAGAGACACCAUGAGGAGCUAAAACUCUACUGCCACACAGACAGAAAGCCCAUCUGUGUGGUGUGCAGAGAGUCGAGAGAUCACAGGCUCCAUGAUGUUGCUCCUGUACCUGAGGUUGUUGAGGACAUGAAGGGAGGCCUGAAGCUGAGGCUCAUCAAACUGAACUGGCAGAAGUCCAUGUGUGCCCGCGUCAAAGCCACAGAUGAGCAAGCCAAAGCAGACGUCAAACUAAAGAAGCAGGCUCUGAAGGAGAAGAUUGAGGAUGAUGUGGGAGCACUGGUGCAGUUUCUGCUGGAUGAGAAGGACAGACUGUUGGAGAGGCUGGAGGCCGAGGAGGCAGCUACUAUAGCGCUGAUAGAUGAGAAUCUUAAACUGGUGGAAAGUGAGGCAGCUAAAGUAGACAAGGCCAUUGCUGAAAUUCAGAACCAGCUCAGCGAGGUAGCAAACUUUGAGUUAUCUUAUGGAUGUCUUUUUCAGAGCAUCUGCAAAGCGUAUUCAAGCCCAAGUCAUGUUAACCUUACAGUACAGGCGGUGAACUGUCCGCCUGAUUUCACCGAGUUCACUGGACCCUUUCAGCUCAUCUUGUGGAAGAAGAUGAUGCAUGUGCUGCAUACGAUGCCACAGAACCUGACGUUGGAUCUGGACACAGCACACCCGUCUUUGGCCAUUAGUGACUUUGACACAAAGGUGGAGGAGGGCCGAGCACGCUCGCACGAGCCCGACCUGCCGCGCCGCUUCACGCGCUUCUUUGGUGUGUUGGCUACUGCGCAGUACUCCAGUGGCCAGCACUACUGGGAGGUAGACGUGAGGGACAAGGGAGUGUGGUACCUGGGUGUGACCACAGCAUGCAGCAACCGGAAGGGCUUCGUCAGUCUGUCGCCGUCAGCUGGAUACUGGAGCCUGAGCCUCCACGACCGCCUCUACGCCAAUGAAGAGGACGCACGUGUGCCUGUGGCUGAUUACUGGAGCUCGCCGCGUGUCGGUGUCUUCCUUGACUAUGAGCGCGGCCACGUGGCUUUUUACGACGCCGUCACUAUGAAGCGCGUCUACAGCUUUGCGGCGUACUUCGACGAGCCCGUUUCGCCCUUCUUCAGCCCCGGAAAGAACGACCCGGGCAGCCGCCUGCAGAUCUGCCACUAUUACUGAGGAGAGACUAUCACUGUAUUUUAAUGUUUUGAGAAGGAGAAGUCCAUUGCAGGGGAAGCUGGCUGCAGAUCCCCUACUACUGAUAAAAAUGAGAUUGGGGAGAAUGAGAGGAAAACAGAGAAAACAGCAUUCAUUGUAUCUGCAGUCAGAAGUUUUCAUUCCUAGGCGUUCUUCUCUCAGGAGGCAGGCUGCCGUGGUGUGGCUCAGACUCGGAGACUUCUUCACGAUCUGUCCAUGUGAAUUAGGGAGUGUAAUACUCUACCAUGCCUGAUCUGAACAAGUCUGUUCUUAUUACUGUUGGAUUACGAUGUAGCCCUGUUGACAUUCAGGUCAAGAUGCGCUGCAGGUUUUAAGCAAAUAUCAACUCGAGCUGCUUUUAACAUCUCAUUUCACCUCAGUGUUGUUCUGUGUCCCCUUCAAAUGUGACCUUUUAAGCAAUGGAAUUUAGAUCAGUAGGUUUUAGAAGUAGUUCGCUGUGAACGUUUGAUAAAGCUCUAGAGAUGUUUUAACUUUUUUUUUUAAAUUUCUUUUAAUUAUUUAAUUCCUCAUUUCUGUUGAAAAUAUAUACUUUGAUAGAAAUGAGUCGCUAGUGUAAGACAUAAUACUUAAAUAAUCCAAGGUUCUGAGUUUGCACAGGCUACUAUGCAAGGUUUAGACAUUUCCAUAAUAAUUAUGUAAAUAAGGUUUCUUUCUAAUCCCCCUCUUUUAAAGCCCCACACUGGUGUGCUGAAAUCUGGCCUGGCUCCGAGUGUGGAAUCAGAGAGCUUGGGAAAUGUGUGUAUUGCUUACGGAUAGGUGUGCUUAUUUAAAUAUGCUAUAUCUGAACUCCUCUUAAUAUUUAUUUACAUAAUUAAGUGUUCAUAUAUAGCUUGUGUAAUCCAAAAUAAAAAUGAAUUACACUGUCAUUUUUUGAUUUUUUUUUUUUUUUUUUUUUUUACUGUGCAUGUGCUAUAGAAAUACAAACCGCAGUAUAUGUAUAUGUCCAUAUAUACAAACCCAAGCAGCUCGUCUCGUACGUCACAGCAAGCAAAAUGGCCACAUCUAAGCAGAGCUAUAUAUGGAAAUUCUUUAUUUCUGUCCCAGCUGACAGAUUGUUUUUCUGCAGUAGGGUGUUAAUUGUAUCUGUAAUUGCUUCAUGUCUGAAUAUUUGAACACGAUUAGGCUGAUAUUUAAAAAAAAAAAAAAAAAAAGUGUAGAUCAGAAAGACCCUGUUAAAGCCAGGCUUCAUGUCCAAGUCAGUUUCAGACAGGUCCAUCAUUGUUACAAAUCUUAUUUUCCUUUUUCUGUUUUCUGUUUUACUAUUUUCCUUUCUUAUUCAUUUCUGGUUUCAUUUCUUAUUCAUAACCGUGUGAAUCAUAACCAUAUGAAUGAUCCGCAAAAUGUGGAUAUUUGAAUAGAGAAAGCGGUUAAACUGCCCGUCCCUAGUUUUGCUGCAUGGAGCCGUGAGGAAGUGUUGGAUUAUUUAUUCAUUCUCACACUAAAAGACUUAAACAUGACAGCCUGUGAUUUUUUUUUUAUUUUUUUAUUUUAUGCUUUUCCCAAAACUUUACAUUUGGGCAGGUUCGGUCUUUUCGGAUGUUUUUGUGAAUGUAUUUGAAGCACAGCGGACUAGCAGACAGAAAAGCGAGUGGAAAGAAGGCAUUAUUAAUAGCUAUUAUAUUUUUCAAAACUGAAAUUGUUUGAUGUGUGUCUAACUGCUUGUAAUUCAGCCUUCGUCUGGAUGUGUUUCCCUUCUGUUACAUAUAUGUAAUAAAUGUAUGUCAUAUCAGU
This is a messenger RNA of Pangasianodon hypophthalmus (striped catfish), 3282 nucleotides long. RefSeq names its product tripartite motif containing 47 (gene trim47). The transcript is spliced from 8 exons. The coding region runs from base 55 to 1512 and encodes 485 amino acids. The record is from RefSeq and is a predicted model, not a curated record. Gene Ontology annotation, molecular function: zinc ion binding; protein binding. Lineage: Eukaryota; Metazoa; Chordata; Actinopteri; Siluriformes; Pangasiidae.